AACACCAGAAACAGUCCCCCCUCUGAUAAAAAAAAGUCAGUUAUGUAGCUGGUCUGUGGCCGGUUAUCUCAUCCAUUUUUAUGCCUUUUCCAUUAAUGUUUUGAUUCAACAUGGCUUCUCUGAAAUCAGUUCUGGCUUAUUCCACCAGGCUGCUGUCGACACUAAAAACACAGACAAAUGUCAUUUACAUCAAGAGGACUUUCCUUCUGUCCAGACUGCCUCUCUUCAAACGUGCAGACGGGGGGUUCAUCAACUUAGCGAGACAGAACAGCUCCACAGCAGUCAAAGCAGAGAAAGGGGAAGACACUUUCCUCAAAUGGUUCCUGCUGCUCAUCCCUGCCACCACCUUUGGCCUUGGUACAUGGCAGGUGAAACGGCGUCAGUGGAAAAUGCAGCUGAUUGACGAGCUGUCAAAACUCACCACUGCAGAACCCAUCCCUCUUCCUCUUGAUCCUCAUGAGCUGAAUGAGCUAGAGUACAGAAGGGUGAGAGUGCGUGGACGGUACGACCAUUCACAGGAGCUGUAUAUUCUGCCCCGCUCACCUGUGGACCCAGAGAAAGAGGCCAGAGAGGCGGGGAGACUGUCCUCAAGUGGAGAGACCGGCGCUAAUGUCAUCACACCGUUCCACUGCACCGACCUCGGCAUCACAAUCCUGGUGAACAGAGGAUACGUUCCAAGGCAGAAGAUAAGACCAGAGACCAGGAUGAAAGGACAGGUGGAAGGUGAGGUGGAGGUGGUCGGGGUAGUCAGGCUGACAGAGCCUCGAAAGCCCUUUGUUCCACACAAUGAUGUGGAGAGGAACCGCUGGCAUUACAGAGACCUGGAGGCCAUGUCCCAUGCCACCGGAGCUGAGCCCAUAUUCAUUGAUGCCGACUUCAAGAGCACCAUUCCUGGUGGACCAAUAGGUGGACAGACCAGAGUCACACUGAGGAAUGAACACAUGCAGUACAUAGUUACAUGGUAUGGCUUGUGUGCAGCAACCUCCUACAUGUGGUAUGCCAAGUUCAUCAAGAAGAUUGUGUGAUAGGACUGAAUACAGUGAAAUUACACUUGUAUACUGCCUGAAAUGUUGCAUAGCAAGCCUCUGAUAUACUGGAUUUGUAUUCCAUCGGCUCCAGGCUUCUGUAUACAUUCACUGGCAAAUAUGUAAAUAGCUGUGGAUUGUUCUCCUGAAACGUGAGAAUAAAUUAAUAUAAAUUCA
This is a messenger RNA of Lates calcarifer (barramundi perch), 1202 nucleotides long. RefSeq names its product surfeit locus protein 1. The transcript is spliced from 9 exons. NCBI's taxonomy places the organism in Eukaryota, Metazoa, Chordata, Actinopteri, Centropomidae. Gene Ontology annotation, cellular component: membrane; mitochondrion. The record is from RefSeq and is a predicted model, not a curated record. Gene Ontology annotation, biological process: mitochondrial respiratory chain complex IV assembly. Bases 111 to 1025 code for a protein of 304 amino acids.